AUGAGAUCGCAAAACCAAGAGAUAAUCCAUCUACGUGUCGACGAAACAGUCUUCACCACGACUCGACACACGCUUUGCACAGAAAGCUCAUACUUCCAGUCCCUGCUGUCUGACAGAAAGCAGCAGCUCACAGAUGGGACUCACUUUGUCGACGCGGACCCCGAACUGUUCGCACACAUCCUCCGAUACCUCCGGCACGCUGAUCUCCAGAUUGAGGGACUGGCGAAAUGGCUUCACGGCAAGCAUUACGAAUCUGCGAUUGAGUGCUCUGUGCCAUUCGAGCCAGUGAUGAAUCUCAACUAUGUUGGGCCCACCAAUCUGUCAAGGCCAUACCUACCGACAGAUGAUGUCGACUUUCUUGUCGCAUCAACCAGCAGCGACAAUGGUAUGGUGUGGGAAGUCAAGAAGAAUUUCACGGUCAGGCCAGAGGCUAUCCUUAGGGAUCAUGCGUAG
Messenger RNA from Diaporthe amygdali, 453 nucleotides. RefSeq lists its product as uncharacterized. Gene Ontology annotation, biological process: protein homooligomerization. Gene Ontology annotation, molecular function: protein binding. The coding region runs from base 1 to 453 and encodes 150 amino acids. The record is from RefSeq and is a predicted model, not a curated record. Lineage: Eukaryota; Fungi; Ascomycota; Sordariomycetes; Diaporthales; Diaporthaceae. The transcript is spliced from 2 exons.